Fomitopsis serialis is the source of this 2331-nucleotide messenger RNA. RefSeq lists its product as uncharacterized. The coding region runs from base 1 to 2331 and encodes 776 amino acids. The transcript is spliced from 7 exons. The record is from RefSeq and is a predicted model, not a curated record. NCBI's taxonomy places the organism in Eukaryota, Fungi, Basidiomycota, Agaricomycetes, Polyporales, Fomitopsidaceae.
AUGGUCCACGCCAACGUCGCCCUCGUCUCUCGCGGAUUCCUCGGGUCUGCUCCUCAGAAGCCGACGGUCGCCAUCUCCUUGAAAACCCUCGAAGCUUACCGACAACUUCACCGAGCGUGCCCGCGCCUGAGUGUACAAGCGCAAGUCAAAGCACUUUGUUACUUACACGAAGUUCCUUUCAAUAAACAUCUAGUCAAGCAAUUCAGUGACGCCUACGACGUGUACCUCGACAUCCAGUAUGGAGUCAAUCGGUUGGUCAAGUCAGCCAUGCACCGCGAUACUCCCGACUGGCGCAUGCUCAAUGCCUGCGCACCGUGCCUCUACAAGAUCGAAGACGAGCCGACACUCAAGUAUGCGCUCUUAGCCACAAUGGACGGCAACCAGUCCCUAAAGCUCGUCGACAACAUGUUUCGGCACGGUACUACCCGCGAGGAUGGGCGAAGUGCACGAACCGAUAUCUGGCUUUCGCCGGCAGAGGUCGAUCGGUUCAAGGAUGAGGCAGGCAAAAUUGUACAUCAAACCGCCGAUGAUCCCGGACGACUUGAUGAUCACAGCGACGACAUCGCGUGGCUGGAUCUGCCCGAGUCCGAAGAUGGUAAGCUCGAGGCCUCCGUCGACGUGUGCGUGGAGCGCUGGCGCAACGCGGGUCCCGAAGCGCGGAAGAAGAUGUUCGCCCUGUUCGCGAUGACAGGCAUCUUCGUGUGCUUAUGCCGCCAUGGACAACUGCUCAUCCUCUGUGACAUGAUCAGGAGUGGAGAACUCGCGAAAUACCCCCUCGCCAUCGUCAACAAGCUGAUGGAGGUCUACGGCCCCGACGUCUUGGUCGGCUACGACAUCGCAUGCGCCUUCGCCAAGACGCUCGCCAAGAGCUGCCUCGCGCCAGAUGCACGUCGGCUCCGUAUGGCAGGUGUCGUACCGGCAUUCCACGGGCACGGCCACAAUCGCGGCUGCCAAGUCAAUUGGCAUCCCCUCUACAUGGAUGGCGUCGGUAAGGAGGACUUCGAGGGUUGCGAGCGCUGCUUCUCUGAAUCGAACAGCCUCGCCCCUGGGACGCGCCUAUCGUCGGUCUUCCACCGGGAACAGGCAAUCGAGGAACAUUUCCAGUUCUGGGGCGAGCAGAAGCAUUAUGAUUCGGGAAACUUCAUCUACAAUAAUUAUCGACAGGCUCUCGACAUCAUUCAAGAAGACGGUUGCGUACUUGCGGCCCUGUCAGCGGAGCUGAACACGAGCGACAAUGACUACGAGGAGUACCUGAGACAAGAGAGAGAGUACCUACGCGGUCGCAAAGCUGAACCACCCGAAAAAGCGACUGCAGAUCAGCAGUUUCGCGAGCUCGACUUCAACAUCUGUCAUAACGGCUACACAACGAAGGAGAUCACACGGGUCCGGACGAAUCGAACGAACACCACAAAACGGUACUUCGAGACUGACGACGACUGCCAGGCGUACGAGAAGGAACUCGACAUCAGUGUGCGAUGGACGCCGAACAGCACGGAGUAUCAGGAAGCAUGCAAACUCCUGACAAUGCGCCAGUAUCAGCGCGCGGUGGAUGAGCUCGAACGACUUGUCGUCCAGCGGCUUUUCGAGCUCACAAAGCUCGGGAUGAUGCUAGGUUACAAGCUCCGCGAAAAGAUCGGGAAGGCCCUUAAAGCACGCGCGCAAGCGAUCCAGAAAGCUCUCGGUCGAUACAAUGAGCAGGCUGCGCGUCUGACACCCCCGCGCGCAGCCCUUUCGUGGCAAGAAGUGGUAGGGAUGGUUUCCCUAGCUGACUUCGACCUUCUUCGUGAAGGCCGCGAGGACAUCCGUCAGAAGCCGUGGGCAAAACACUCGCAGCGACGUGCCAUGAACCUGUACUUCAACAUCAAGCGAGCACGCGAGGAGAUUACGCGCCUGAACGUCGAGAUUCGACGUCUGCUCACUCAUAUGUAUGAUGAACACGUUGAUUACCACGUCGCGGUGCAAGAGCUCGCUUCGACCAAUCCAGGCCUCGUGAUGGAGUUGAAACGACGAUGGCGUUAUCGUAACGAAAUCAACACCAGGAUCGCCUUCAAGCUGUUCAAGACGUCUCAACUGCGCGGCUUCACAGGAAGUCUUCACACUGGUCAACGUAUUGGACGCCCCGUGACGCGAAACGAUGGUAUUCCGAUACCUCCGUGGGCGAAGUGCUUAGUAGAUACUACAGUGGCUCGUGAGGUAGAUGCAGAUGCAGCCGAGGAGGAUGAUGAGAUCGAACCGUUGUUGCCUGGAAUCGAGUUCGACCACGAUGCGAACGCGUACGUAGGAUUCCUCGACGACCUGGGUAGACAAGAUGUGGACAUUCGUACAGAGUAG